AUGGGAUGUAUCACUUCAUGCUGUCAGAGUAAACCUCUUCUUGAUGGCGAUAAUGAAUAUCAAUCUCUUGUUGUUUCAAAACCAAAUCCUAUACAAUUAAAUAAAAUUGAUAUGGAUGACUUAUCUUCUUCAGAUAUACCUCUAUUUCAAGUAAAUUUAUCGGAUAAUCCAGACUAUGAAAGCACAGACUCUCAAGAAGCUCAAGAUUCGAAUCCAGAGCCUAUCCUUUAA
Trichomonas vaginalis G3 is the source of this 231-nucleotide messenger RNA. RefSeq lists its product as uncharacterized. The coding region runs from base 1 to 231 and encodes 76 amino acids. NCBI's taxonomy places the organism in Eukaryota, Parabasalia, Trichomonadida, Trichomonadidae. The record is from RefSeq and is a predicted model, not a curated record. The transcript has a single exon.